UCGCGGUCUGAGCGGGGCUUUUAUAACCAAACUUCACGGGUGCCGCCUGGAACUUUAAAUUGUCUUUUGAGUUCGGACACACGUGUUGUUCCACAGCUGUAGUAUGUCUUCACACUUUAUCACAGACUUGGACGCCGAGCUGGGAGAGUUGCUGCAGGAGUUCCAGGAAGUGGCAGAGGAACUGAAGGCUCCUUCCCAAAGUAAACCUCAUGCCUACCAACAUGUCCUGGAGGAGGCUAAAAGUCGCAUGGGGCUGGGAGAUGACAGCGGAGUGGAGGACUCAGACUUCAGCAGCGAAGCAUCUUUGGGAAACAGUCUGAACACCAGCGAGGAGGAGCUUCACACAGCAGGCGUAACGCUGGCACCGAAAGCCAAGCUGGGAGACACGAGGGAACUUGAGAGUUUUAUCAACAUGUUGGACCAGGAACUUGCUGAGAUGUGAAUGAGGAGAAAGAGAGUGAGCUGUAUGGAGGGUGAGGAACAGGCUCCGGGCGACGUGGCUGACUGCUGCCAAGCAGACGGGCUGAUCUACACCAGCACAGAUCAGAGGCAGCAAAUGUUCCUCUGUCUGCUCCAGGGGAAAAGGUUAACAUCGGAAAUUAAAAAAGGCAUUCCAUUCUAAAAUGCAAGAGCACCCUGAAACCCGUGGCAAUGCUGCAGUCCACAAGAUGCAGCAUCAAAUCCAAUAUAUGUGACAUGUAUUCGCAAAACUAGACAAAGCUCCCAUCUGUGCCACCACUUGAGAAAAUGCUGUCUACAGAGAUAUUGAGAAUGUUGAUGCCACGGUGGAAAUUUCCUUGAGUAUUAUAUCAGUAUGGGGCCAGAUGUACUCAGUGCCAUGUUUCUUUUAAAGAGGCUGAUUUUGGUCUAAUUGUAAAUAACAGAUGGGCGAGCACUUUAAUUUAAACUAAACCUCUCUUUGCAUGGUUCAAAUCUUGUAAUAUCAAGCCAUUCAUAAAGUGAGUUUUCAAUGUACAGUGUUUGUUAAUAUUCUAUAGUGAUACAUUUUUGUACAGGUAAUUGCAUAUACUUAUAAAUAAAGCUAAAUUUUCUA
Thalassophryne amazonica is the source of this 1054-nucleotide messenger RNA. Its product is annotated as regulator of cell cycle RGCC. The record is from RefSeq and is a predicted model, not a curated record. The transcript has 5 exons. Gene Ontology annotation, biological process: regulation of cell cycle. The coding region runs from base 104 to 442 and encodes 112 amino acids. NCBI's taxonomy places the organism in Eukaryota, Metazoa, Chordata, Actinopteri, Batrachoidiformes, Batrachoididae.